Messenger RNA from Aedes albopictus (Asian tiger mosquito), 1472 nucleotides. RefSeq names its product protein-L-histidine N-pros-methyltransferase. The coding region runs from base 164 to 1081 and encodes 305 amino acids. Lineage: Eukaryota; Metazoa; Arthropoda; Insecta; Diptera; Culicidae. Gene Ontology annotation, molecular function: protein-L-histidine N-pros-methyltransferase activity. The transcript is spliced from 7 exons. The record is from RefSeq and is a predicted model, not a curated record.
UAGUAUAUUUUCACAAAUUUCUAAAUAAAAGCAAUGUGAUUGGAUAAAAUAUAUGCAUUACUAAGCAAAGAUGCUUACAAAAAAGUCCUAUAAGCCAUACACUUUCAGUAAUGUGCUUACACUGCACUAUACUGUGUACACUUUACAUAUCUGACCGUAUGCAAUGGAUUAUUCACCAAGAGGUUUCCUAGCGCGCGCUGUGGUGGACAAAACCCGAAAUGAUAUCUCACUGGACAAUUGUGACAUGUCCGCGUGGUACACCCUAUCGAAGCUUCCGGAAAAGUAUGAGAAAAGGUUCGUCAAUAUGCAGAACCCUGAUGAGAUAACCCUGAAGUGGUUGGAACAAUCGAAGGAAGUAUCCGGAAAGCUUUGGUUGCAGUUGUGGCAUUUGAUUGCCAAGGCUUUUCUAAGUGUAUUUCUAACACAAACGGACGUCAAUGGCAUAUUGAAGCGAGGAUCGAUGUUCAUCCUUUCGGAGCCCCAAUUUAGGUACUUGUUGGUGAAAAGCGGAAUUGAGAAUGCCUUUGCCGGUGAUUCAAGAGAAAUCCAAGUUUUGGAUAUUGGAGCUGGCGAUGGAGAAGUAACCUUAAGACUUGUGAAUGGAAUUGCCUCAAUUUUCCCGUCGUCGCCUAUGAAACUGUACGCAACGGAGUCAAGUUGGAUAAUGCGAUCGAGGCUUGCAGAGAAGCAAAUUACGGUGUUAGAAGAGAUAAACCAACUGAGAGACGUUGAAUUUAUAUCAUGCCUGAAUGUUCUUGAUCGCUGUAUUGAUCCACACCAGUUGCUGUAUGACAUGUACAACGCACUCGCACCCAAUGGAAGAUUGUUACUGGCGUUGGUGUUACCCUAUAGCCACUAUGUUGAAAAAAACUCUAGCCACAUGCCACUACGGCCGCUGAUGGAGCACUGGCCUAGCCUUUCUUGUCUGCCAAUGGAGAAGGAAAUCGAGAAGUUUUUCGAACAACUGGAACACGUUGGAUUCAAGAUACUAUCGUGGACUAAGGCUCCGUACUUGUGCGAAGGCGAUCUCAAGCAGUAUUUUUACUGGUUAAAUGAUAUACUGGUAGUAUGCUCAAAAUAGUACAUAAGAAGGUAGUAUAAGGAUUAGUGAUAACAUAAAACGCAUUUAUUGUAUUGUAGAAUUGAAACAUAUAUUAUUAAUAUAAUCGUUCCUAUAUGGAUUAAGUUGCAAGUAUUGGCGCUUUGAGUAUUCUUUCAAUGUAAAGCAAAUGCUUAUUAGUGAGAUUCCUGACCAGAAGCACAUAACAAGAUCAUAACAAAAUUAUGACAUCUGUUGUGAGAAAUAACACGAGUUUAUAUAAUUCCAUAACAAAAUUAUAAUAACAUUUGUUAUUACCUUAGUAACGAAAUUAUAACAAAGCUUGUUUCAUUUAUUCAAACAGAUGUAUAACAACCUUUGUUAUAGUAUGCAUUAUAAUAUACUUGUAUAAUAUAAUUUCGUAACACGUUUA